GUUUCUCCAGUCACUUCCUGAAGUUCCUGAAACCUGAGAUCUUAUUAUUGGUCUUGUUCGGUUUUGUUCUUUAUCAUUUUUUUUAAUCUUGCGAGAUAAGAAGUUGCAUAUUUCUAAUGGCUGUAGAUACAUUCGAAGACGCUAAACAGGAAAAAAUGGACGAGGAUAUAUCAGAUGGAAGAACACAAGCUGAUUUUGUUCGCGAAGAAUUAAAUUUUGACAUUGAUCCUGAAGAUCCUGUAACUAAGGCUUCUUUAAAUGAUCAUCCUAUAGAUGAGUGGAUAGACAUACUUGGUAACGGUCAAUUGAAGAAGAGAGUUAUAAAAAAAGGUGAAAAUGGAACACGACCAAAUAGAGGUGAUAUAUGUACAUUAAACGUUACUGGCAAAUUUGAGGAUAAAGUAGUGGAAGAAUAUGAAAAUCUUGUGAUACAGUUGGGAGACAUGGAAGUGAUACAGGGAUUAGACUUAGCAAUUGCAUUGAUGGAUGUAGGUGAAGUUGCUGAAAUUGUAGUUGAUCCUAGAUUUGCUUAUGGCAAUCUUGGAAAAAGACCUAUACCACCUGAUGCUACCAUUACGUACACAGUUGAAUUAAAAGCAUCAGAGUUUGAGCCUGACAUAGAAACAUUGAGCAUUAGUCAAAGAAGAGAAAUAAGCAAUAAGAAACGUGAACGUGGAAAUUGGUGGUUUGUUCGAACGGAACUGUCUUUUGCAAUACAAUGUUAUCGGAGAGCACUGGAAUAUCUGUCAUCGACAAAAAGAAGUACAAAUCAUGAGGAAGCAGAAUCAGUUAGUGAUGCUGAAUUGCAAAUUUUAUUAGAAGAUCGCAUAAAAGUUUAUAACAAUUUGGCAGCUGCAUUAAUUAAAACCGAAGCUUAUGAUGCAGCUCUGGAAAAUGUGGAACAUGUUUUAAGAUGUCAACCACAAAAUAUGAAAGCACUAUUUAGAAAAGGAACAAUAUUGAGACUUAAAGGAGAAUAUGCUAAAGCUUAUGCAAUUUUUACUGAAAUGCAAAAAUUAAAUCCUGAAAUGAAAAUAUGCGCCACAGAAUUAUUAACUUUAAAAGAUAAAAUUGCUAAAGAUGCAAAAAAAGAAAAACAUCUGUAUCGUAAAAUGUUAGGCGUUGAAGAUAUAAAUUCAAAAGAUGUGAAAAUUUAUGAUGAAAAUAAAAGAAAAUUUGCUAAGAGAGUUUUCUGGACUCUAAUUGGAGCAGCAUCUGUUGCUACUAUUAGCAUAUUUAUACACAGAUUUACGUGAAAAAUAAAAAAAUACAGAUAUAAUAAAAAAUAAAUUAAACUUUUAUGUUCAAAGAAACAAAAUAGAGUCCAUGAGCUUUAGCUGCAUAGUAGCAUGUAUAAUUAAAAAAUUUUUUUUUUUUUUUUAAGAAAUGGGUAUGUGAUGAAAAAUAAUAGACAAAUUAUGGUAAUGAGAACUGUCGAACUUUUUGUUUAUUUAAGAAAAUAGAAUAAAAUUGUUCAAUCUGUAAUUA
Nylanderia fulva is the source of this 1488-nucleotide messenger RNA. RefSeq names its product peptidyl-prolyl cis-trans isomerase FKBP8. Gene Ontology annotation, cellular component: endomembrane system; membrane; cytosol. Gene Ontology annotation, biological process: protein folding; negative regulation of apoptotic process. The record is from RefSeq and is a predicted model, not a curated record. Gene Ontology annotation, molecular function: peptidyl-prolyl cis-trans isomerase activity; protein binding; protein folding chaperone. Lineage: Eukaryota; Metazoa; Arthropoda; Insecta; Hymenoptera; Formicidae.